Folsomia candida is the source of this 2070-nucleotide messenger RNA. RefSeq lists its product as uncharacterized. Gene Ontology annotation, molecular function: RNA binding. Bases 107 to 1963 code for a protein of 618 amino acids. The record is from RefSeq and is a predicted model, not a curated record. Gene Ontology annotation, biological process: maturation of SSU-rRNA. The transcript is spliced from 8 exons. Lineage: Eukaryota; Metazoa; Arthropoda; Collembola; Entomobryomorpha; Isotomidae. Gene Ontology annotation, cellular component: nucleolus; nucleus.
ACACGUAUUCAUUCAACUCAACGUGUUUUCCACCACGUGCUGAUUUCUGCUUGUGUCUUCUUGGAGAAAAUUGACUUACCCAUCCGAUAAGCAGUUAUCAUCUCAGAUGGGCGGUUUGGGCGCACCCUUCAUUCUCUGCCCGCUUUCGGAGCGGAGGGAUUUUCUUGGUAUUUCCGGCGCAGAUGGGAGUAUCGUUUUAACAACCGGGAAGAACAUGGCGAUUCGUUAUCAUGUACUCGAGCAAAAGCAGGAAACAUCAUGGACCUCGUCACGUCACUGGUUUACCUCUCGUGUCGUCAAAUGUGCCGACAUCGGCAAGUACGGCGCUAUCCUGGACAAUAACACUGUCGCCGUGUGGAAUGAGGAUGACACUGCGAUGGGUGAUGUGACCAAGAUGAAAUUUUCUGACCCGAUUUGGGAGCUUAACCCGUCCAGUUCUCUCACCGAGGAUGGGGCACUGGUUAUUUUCGAAAACGGUUUCACAACCCCACUCGCCCCGCUUUUGACGUCUGAUCAAAAGAAAAAGCUCAGAAAAGCGAUCGCCACUGGAAAGGGGUUUGUCGACACGGAGUGCGAUACUAUCAUCGACGCUGCUCAGUGUCAUCCUGAAAAGGUGGUUAUCAUAUCGGCACCAAAGAAGGCUGGAAGAGCCAUCGUUACUCGAGAUGUCAUGAAAGUUACACUCCUCCACAAAAACCAGAUCGUCACCCAGAUCGAGGUAAAAUCCGAGUUUGUGGGACACUGUAUCCUCCCUGGCGACGACGGUCCGAGUAUCUUGUAUCUCGGUCGCGAUGGGCGUUUGUGGCAGCAAUUUUUGACGACACCUUUACCGGCUCCCAGCUUGGUCGGUUCUCUCGCCAAAGUGAUCUCCCCUCUGACGCCGGUCGUUUUGCAUCCCGCGCCUCCAUCCUCGAAGGAUGGUGAUUGGUCCAAAGUGGUCAUUUAUGGGUCUGACCCAUCUGAAGAAGGGGCGCUGAUUGCCCUCUAUGACCUCAAGUACGACAUAGUAGUGGCGAAACAGUCCCUCAAAAUGUAUGCUAAUCCUCCCAUCAUGGACGUAUUGGGAGGAAAUGUUCUCAUCCCGGUGGGACUGCAUGUUCUGGUCAUCGCCCUCUACUCCUCAAAAUCUCGCUUAUCAGGCGUCGUCGGUAAACAUGGGAUCCGUUCCGGCGAAGAAGUAUUUGAACAGAGGUCACCUUUUGUCCUGGAUCCAGUGACCUCGGUGGGCUGGACUGUCGACGUCGAACAACCCCACGGCCACCACAACAAACAAGCCGCGGCCGCCAAAAAGCUGCUACGGUCAGCCUCUUCCAACGCCGAGGUCAACGCGAUUAAAAAAUCUUUCCCCGAAUUUUGGGAGGUGGUGCAACAAUACAAAAUUCUAGAGCGAGAAGGUCAACCUCAAUCACUAAUCUGUACUCAAAUCCUGCCCCUCGCCCUAACCAAAGGAGACGCUGCAUUGGAUUGGAUGCUUCAAAAUUUCACCGACAUUCCUGAAAGUCACCUAAUCAUCAUCUUGGCAAAAUUGUUGGACAACAUGACCGACUCGAUAACUGCCUCUCACUCUCUCCUCGAUCUAAUCCUUUCCCGAUCUGUCGAUCCUGCCCAACUGGUCGGCGCCCUGACUUCGCUCGACUUCAUUCUCUCCCGUCGACUUGCGCUCUACCUCAAAUUCAAGAUGGAGUCCGCCCUCACGAUGGGAAGUGAGUCUGGCGACGACACAAUGACCUCCUCCGUCCUCUGGCUGACCUCACUCCUCGAUGCGCAUUACACCCACUUCGUCCUCGGGGAUGAACUCAGCCUUGUCGAAGAACUUCUCAGCGUCGUCGCGAAGGGGGCUGCCUGGUUGGAGGCGAUCGCCGAGUUGGAGCCGUAUCUUAUCUUGACCCAACAAAAAAUAGAUUUUCAACCCAGGCCGAAUCCACAUAGCAAGUGGCGCACGGAAAUUCUUACCUUCACUUAAUCAUUGUUAAUUAACCUUGUUUUAAUUACUUGAUUAUCAUAAAUAUAUAAUUACCUAUAAUACAUUUUUAGUGUUAAAUAAAUCAAUCGAGAUUUUUUUUUGCAAAA